ACGAGUUCAAACUGGUGACAUUAAUACAGGUAACGAGUGGACAAAGAAAAAGUCCAAAAGUUUGUAGGUAAUAAAAUACUUAUUUUCUACCAUAAUUUGCAAAUAAAAAUCAAAAUUUUCUCUCAUUUUGUCUCUCAUAGUUAAGGUAAAAUUACUUUCCUCACUCCUCUUUUUAAGUGGGAGCAAUUGUGCAAUUUGUGCUUGACUUAAUACAUUUAUCCCGCUGCUGCACUUCCUUCCUAAAACUAUUCACAUUAUUUAACUCAGCCUUCGGUUUUCCCAGUGAUUCCUGCUGGACGGAUGCUCUGCUUCAAGAUAUUCUGCAUAUGAAAAAAAAAAAAAAAAUCCUUUCACCGCAUCUGUGAGACUCUGUGAAAAAGUGCGUUUCUCAGAAGUGUGAUCUGUCACAUCUCACUUCAGUUCGAGCACGGGGGAGUGAUUUAAGACAGUCGAACAAGAAGGGAGUGAACACAAACCACAUCCGACCCCGAAAGGCCAAGAACCCGGGAGACGUCUUCACCGUUAUUUUCCAUUCGCCGCCUGAGCUCUCUGCAGGACUCGCUGCAGCAGUUAUCUGAGGAAAGAGAAGCAGCGGCGUGGACUCGUUCACACGGCAGAAGAAGAGGAAGUAUGUCAGACAAACAAACAUUGCUACACACUCAGUGAACAGGAAUAGGAAGUAUGAAGAGGAGAAGAAAAGAGAAAAAAAUGCUGGUGUCUAAGCGACUGUUGGCAUGAAGUUUCAUUCGGCAGGUGUUUCGAAAACACUGGUAGUUCGUCUGUAAAAGUGACUCUGUUUUGGGAGGAAUCGUUGAAACAAAACAUGAGCGAUUCACUUGAGAGGACAACAGACUGCCUCCUCAGCGACGAUGGCUCCAAUCAAAGCGAAGACCAGGACAAGGCAGGAGGGGUGAGCGAGCUCCGCUGGCAGGACGACGGUCUGUCUGUGGAGCUGCUGAGGGGGAUGGAGACCCUGAGGGUCAACAGAGAGCUGACCGACGUGACCGUCUGCGUUCAGGGGCACGACUUCCUCUGCCACCGGGCCGUCCUGGCUGCUGCCAGCCAGUACUUCAGGGCCAUGUUCUGCAGCGGCCUCAAGGAGAGCCGCGAGGAUCGUGUGGAAAUCAAGGGGCUUGACAGUGGAACGAUGUGCGCGCUCCUGGAGUACACCUACACCAGCCGAAUCCUCCUCACACACUCAAACGUCCAGGCCAUCCUCGAGGCUGCCAGUCAGUUCCAGUUCCUACGUGUCGUGGACGCAUGUUCCAAGUUUCUGAGCAAGUCCCUGCAGCUUGAGAGCUGCGUUGGCAUCCUGAAUCUGGCCCACAGUCACGUCCUGCCAGAGCUGAGGACCAAAGCGGAGGAAUACAUCACCUGCCAGUUCUCCCGGGUCAUCCAGCAGCUGGACUUUGUGGAGAUGCCCGCUCCGUCUCUGGAGGCCGUCCUGCAGAGCGACGAGCUGGAUGUGCGGUGUGAGGAGUGUGUUUUUGAGGCGCUGAUGAGCUGGGUGAGAGCCCGGCAGAGCGAGCGCUGCCCGCUGCUGGCCAGGCUGCUCUCACAUGUGCGGCUGCCGCUGCUGGACCCCGCGUACUUUGUGGAAAAGGUGGAGUCGGAUGAGCUGAUCCGCCUCUGCAGUAAGGCCUUUCCUUUGUUGCAAGAGGCCCGCACCUUUCACCUGUCCGGGAGGGAGGUGGUCUCGGAGAGAACCAAACCUCGUUUGCAGCACUUUCUGUCGGAGGUGUUCCUCAUCAUCGGGGGCUGCACAAAAGACGAGCGCUUCAUCUCCACCGUCACCUGCUUGGACCCUCUCAGGCGAAGCCGGCUGGAGGUCGCCCGGCUGCCCAUGACGGAGAUGGAGGACGAGUCCCAGAACAGGAAAUGGGUGGAGUUUGCUUGUAUCACCUUCCACAAUGAAGUGUAUAUAUCUGGGGGGAAAGAGACACAGCAUGAUGUUUGGAAAUAUAAUGGCGCCCUGGACAAGUGGAUUCAAAUCGAGCCCCUCUUAGUGGGACGCUGGAGGCACAAGAUGGCAGUUCAGAACGGGAAGGUUUAUGUUCUGGGGGGGUUUGAUGGAACCCAGAGACUGACGAGUGUGGAGGCCUAUGAUCCUUUCCACAAUCGAUGGACACAGGUGACUCCUCUGGCUAUCGGUGUGAGCUCCUUUGCUGCAGCCAACUUCGACCGCUGGAUCUACGUGAUCGGUGGGGGUCCAAACGGAAAACUGUCCACCGAUAAGGUUCAGUGCUGGGAACCAGGAACGGACAGCUGGGAACUGCGAGCGCCAAUCCCCAUUGAGACCAAAUGCACCAACGCCGUCACGUUCAAGAACUGCAUCUACGUCGUUGGUGGAGCCAUGAAUGCCAUGUACUGCUACUCCCCCCUGAGCGACACCUGGACCCUGGUGUCCCGUCUGGGAGAACGGGCGAGCUGCGCCAUCGCCGCCUGCAACAACAAACUCUUCAUAACCGGAGGACGAGACAACAAGAACCAAGUCAUCUCCACCGUCAUGUGCUGGGACGUAACACAAGGAGUGCUGACGGAGGAGUGCGUUUUACCAAUGGGAGUGUCGCACCACGGCAGUGUGACACUGAUGAAGUCGUACACGCAAAUACACAAAAUAAC
This is a messenger RNA of Oryzias melastigma (Indian medaka), 2622 nucleotides long. RefSeq names its product kelch-like family member 6 (gene klhl6). Lineage: Eukaryota; Metazoa; Chordata; Actinopteri; Beloniformes; Adrianichthyidae. The record is from RefSeq and is a predicted model, not a curated record. Gene Ontology annotation, molecular function: protein binding.